Neodiprion fabricii is the source of this 1846-nucleotide messenger RNA. RefSeq lists its product as uncharacterized. NCBI's taxonomy places the organism in Eukaryota, Metazoa, Arthropoda, Insecta, Hymenoptera, Diprionidae. The coding region runs from base 241 to 1500 and encodes 419 amino acids. The record is from RefSeq and is a predicted model, not a curated record. The transcript is spliced from 4 exons.
CAUACCUAUAAGAUAUUCCGUGCAGCAGUACUACGGACGAGGCUGAGACGAGCCGAUAGGAUGUAAACGUAAAAUGCAGGGUACCUUGAAGUGGGGAGUCUUGCCCCUAUGCUCAAACUCUUAGAAUAAACACCGGUAGCAUCCGCCGGCGCUUCGUAUCAAAGAUCGGGUGUAAAGCUAGAGUGUAGAAUGACUGGUUAAGUCUCCGUACUUUCAUCAACCGCGAGUCAUUCUGUCGCGAUGUUCGCAGCCACAAUCUUCGUGUUAAUUGUCUUCAGUCUUUGCGAAAAUGAAGUGCAAUGCUCGACAAUUCGACGUCAAGUUUUCAGCAGGGAAACACAAAACUUGACGAAACCCACGAAGCAUGUAACAUUUUUGAAAAAGAUCGACAACGCGGUAAUUCAGAAUCCUCUCGAAGUCUCUGCACUUCUCGCUAGUCAAAGAGAAAUUAAUUUAAGCGGUGAAAGAGAGAUCAAAGAAGCAGAUCGAGUUACGAUUUCUAAAGGGAAGAAUCGCCUAACGAAAAACGACGCCAAGCGUCGCAAGCCAAAGUUUCUUGGACCUCUGACAUUCGCAAAGCUGUUGAACGGCGCGAUUGCGCUGAAUUAUCUCACUCCGGGAUAUUUCACCACCCUGUACGGGCCGCAAUCUUACUUUCCGUAUCUCUAUCCCGUUCCAUACCUCGUUCCGGGCAUCGGUUCAAACUUUUUUCCGAAUUUCCCGAGCGGAAUUCCGACUAAGCCACCUACCGACCGAAUCGUCACAUCGGUGCCUCUUUCCAAGCCUGUACCUCAACAGAUUUCCAACCUGAGUGCCCCGGUAGAACUCCAGGUCGUUGAUACUACUUUAGAUAAUGACAAAGUGACAACCGAAAAGGAAGAUGAUGCUGCUUCAGAUCUUCAGGAACAAGCUGUGGACGACGCUGAGAAAGAAAUUUCGGAAGCACAGGCUACUCAGGUGGACUUGAAACGGGCUGUUCCAUCGGAUGUGAAGGACGAACUGGAUACGGAUCCCAUCGUCGAGUCGGUGAUCAACGAUGGACAAGAAUUAGGGAAAUUGUCAUUGACUAGGAAAACGUCAACUCCAACUCCAACUUCGACGUCGACGACGGUUUCCACAACCGAUGUUCCAACGAAUACCACAACGGUACCAAACGUCACGUUGUCAACGACGUCAGCAGGAAACGGUACCGAAUUGUCACCGUUUUAUGGUUAUUACGGAGGCAUGCCUCAGGACUUGGAGCAUCUGCUGUUUACCACCGAAAACCCCCAGCAGAGAUACCUCGACGAUUAUAACCCGGAGAAGUUUGCCCUGCCUUUUCAGAGACCAGCGACUUUUAAUCCCUACCCGAACGCCGAGGCGUAUCCGAGUCCUUUUGUAAAUUCGUUUUCACCCAGGGAACGAUUCCCCGAAUUCCUGAACACCGUCGAGGCCGACCGCUACUUUUAUGAUUCUCAAAAUAAACCGAAUUUCGAUGGGUUUAGACCGAUCUUGAAAUAAAGUAAUGUUUUUUUUCCACUUCAUUAAAGUACGAGGGUAUUGUUUUCGACAUUUUAAUUUAUGAAUCGAAUCGCCGGGAGUAAACGGAAAAUCAAUUUUUUUCUUCCAAACUUACGUAAUCGAUUUUUUCUGACUAUUAAUUUAUAGUUCAAUAACGUUAUUCAUUUAUGUACCUAGCAUAUGUUAUGAAAUUUGUUUACUUUAUUAUUUAGAUGAUUAAUGCUCAUGAAUUAUAUUUAUUAAUACUUCAAUACAAUUUUAGUGGUCUUAGGUAUAAUUGUAAUUCUGAACAUACGGUGCUGGAAAUCUUCUACAGAUCGAUAUCAACUUUUGCACAAAAUAAAGA